CACGAGAGUCGGCAAGGACCCGAGGGGGCCAGCGCGAACAAAAAGCUCACAUCGCCGGCGCGGUUUGGACGCACGGUCGAUCACACACGUUCGUAGAAACAUCGCGAACGCGUAACUGAAGGUCGCCUCUCGCGCGGUGCGGCGAGAGCGGACGAGACGACACCGAAAGAAAAGCGGGAAUUCCCGUAGACUAUUUAGGGUUCCUCAGAGGGAGAGAUGACGACGACGAGGGUGUUCCGGGGCGAGGGCGAUCUCAUGGUCGACGCCCUGAUUGCGGCUUCACAAGCGAAGCCGAGCGAUAAUGGCCCGCAGAUGCCCGGCUUUGGCCGGGAUCUGGUGCCCUUCUUCGACACCGACGGGAACGAGAACACGUACGGGUUGGCAAGCGGGACCCCGCCUCAGGGGCCCGAGUUCACGUACGAGUACCAGCAACCGGUCAUGGCGCAGCAGAACGCGAACGGCGGGGGUAAGAAGUCCAAGAAGAAGCCUCCUCAGCCCGCGCAGGCGCAGAAGAAGGUGCCCGCGCCCAAGGCGGUGCUCCAGAGGGGGCAGCAACUCCCGGUGCCCCUCGCCAACGGCCAGCCCAAGGCUGACAAGAAGGCGAGACCCGCCAGCGGCAACGCCAAGCCCGGGGAGAAGGACGUGCCUAACAGGUGGGCCGGCCCAGCCUUUGGCAACUCACCCGCGCCGAACGCUCUCCCGGUGCCCACCUUCAUGGGUGGCGCGGCGCCGGCGCCGCUGUCUUCGAGCCCGCCAAAGGAUGCGGGUGACGCCAUCAUGCAGAUGCUCGGGCAGUCACCGCCGGUCCGCGCGGAAGUGCCUCCGGUGCACGCGGCAUCCGCCCCCGACCUCAUGGCCAUGCUCAAGAUCCCCAAGCAGCCCGAAAACGGUGCCACUGUUUUGCCCGCCCCAGUCAGGCCCGCGCCGCUGGCGCACAAGACGGGAUCUUCGCCGCAGCUGCUCACGCCCGAGCUUCUCGCCGCGAUGGUCGCCAAGCCGAACGGAGGCAAGACGCCCGCGCAGGUGCAGAGCGAACGAAGCUCGAGGCUGAUGUCUAUGCAAUCCAGGCACGCCGCACCGGCUCCGCCACCUGCUCCCCCUGCCGCUGCGCAGGGAGACUUUUCAAGCUUUCUGAUGGCCAAGCUCUCUGCCUAAGCACCCACGGCAAGACCAAGUUUUCCACUCCGAUAUCUUCCGCCAUACGCAUGUCCCACGGCACGCGGCGGUGUAUAUAUUCCUGUACGACUAUUGAGCACACCCUCAUGUCUCUCACGAACUGAGGAGACGCAAGCUAGUGGCGGCUACCGCAAUGUUUGCGACCCGUCACGCUUACCCGCAGGAGCGGCAAGGACUGCGAUCAUCAAGGAUCUCCCGGCCUAAUUUUUAAUGGUCGCGGGAGCAUCCGACAGCAUCCUAUACCGCUUCUCGUUCGCGCCGAAAAGGCGCUCGUGCGACCUCAAGGGACGACUUUUAUAGUCCUGGUUGCACCCACCAAUAGUGAACACGGGCUCUUUUUUUUGACGAGCCCGAGUUUGCGCCCACAUCAAGGUACAUAUUUCGAGGUUCCAGGACCUCCACUGAAUCAUAAGAGAGCGGCGCAUCACGACCAUAGCCUCUCCACGUCAUCCAGACGAUUUCAAUAUGAUGAUGAAAGAUCUCUGCAUUUCA
Molecule: messenger RNA, 1668 nt
Organism: Micromonas commoda
Lineage: Eukaryota; Viridiplantae; Chlorophyta; Mamiellophyceae; Mamiellales; Mamiellaceae
Exons: 1
Coding region: 217-1155 (312 amino acids)
Source: RefSeq, a predicted model, not a curated record